Molecule: messenger RNA, 1724 nt
Organism: Telopea speciosissima
Lineage: Eukaryota; Viridiplantae; Streptophyta; Magnoliopsida; Proteales; Proteaceae
Product: pentatricopeptide repeat-containing protein At5g04780, mitochondrial-like
Exons: 1
Coding region: 193-1671 (492 amino acids)
Biological process (GO): RNA modification
Molecular function (GO): protein binding; RNA binding
Source: RefSeq, a predicted model, not a curated record
AUUCUAAGGGGCGGCACAACCUAAUUGAAUCACAAUUUGUUUGUUUGUCAGCCUUUUGGUUAAAGAUAAGUCUCUCUCUCUCAUAUUGGUUAACAGGUAGAAAGAACAGUUUCCACGCUCAGGAACAAGUUACCACCCAAUGUAGCUGGUGUUAGAAAAGAAAAGAGAACGUUGGUAAGUCGAAAGUGAAAAAUGACCCAAGUAGCUGCCAUUUCUUUGUCUUGCGUGCUCAGGAAUUGUGUCACUCCCUCGGCAAUCUCUCAAGCAAAGCAAAUCCAUGCUCAAAUCCUUGCCCGUGGUUUCCUUCCUAACGUCACUCUACAAACCGAUCUCUUGCUGGCCUACUCCAAAUGCGGCAACAUCGAAGAUGCAUUUUCCGUCUUUAAUGGGAUGAUCGAAAGAAAUAUGCAUUCAUGGAACAUUAUUAUAUAUUCACACGUCCAAAAUUCUCUCUUUAAUGAAGCUCUUGCCGUUUUUAAUGGGUUUCUGAAGGUAGGUCUUUGUCCAGACCACUUCACGCUCCCUUCCAUCUUUAAAGCUUGUACAGGACUUGGAGAUUUUCGUUUGGGUAAGAAUCUCCAUACUUGGGUAUUUAAACUUGGGUUAGGAGACCAUGUUGUUGUGGGGAAUUCAGUACUGGAUUUGUAUGCUAAAUGUGGGAACCUAAUCGAUGCCCAUCGGUUGUUCGUCAAAAUGUCUCGCACGGAUGUCGUUGUCUGGAAUUCAAUGAUUUCAGGAUUUGGAAGAGCCGGAGAUCUGGCAGAAGUGUUUGGUUGUUUUAGGGAAAUGCAGCGUGAAGGUGUGAAGAUUGAUUUGAGAACGGUUGCGAGCAUCCUAAAUGCCUGUGGAAGAGGAGGAGACCUGAAGAGAGGGAAAGAGAUACAUGGGCAAGUAAUUAAGAGUGUAGCUUUUAAUGGAGAUGUUGUCAUUGGGAAUUCUUUGAUUGAUAUGUAUGCAAAAUGUGGGUUCUUGUGCAGUUCAGAAAAAGUUUUUGACAGCAUGCAAGAUUUGAAUUUGUUUACCUGGACUACAUUGAUAUCUUGCUAUGGGUUUCAUGGAAAAGGGAAACAAUCGUUGAAUCUUUUUGAGAAAAUGAAAGCCUGUGGAUUUAAACCUAACUCUGUUACGUUCACUGCAGUUCUGGCUAGUUGUAGUCACUCAGGGCUUGUAGAUCACGGUUGGAGGAUUUUUGAAUCAAUGACAUCAAAUUAUGGCAUGGAACCCAUGGUAGAACAUUAUGCAUGUAUGGUAGACCUCUUAGGACGUUUUGGGUAUCUAAAAGAAGCACUAGAAUUGAUCGCAAAAAUGCCAGAACAAGGUGCACCAAGUGUUUGGGGUGCGCUUCUUGGUGCUUGCAGGAUGCACAAGAAUGUGGACAUAGGAGAGAUUGCUGCUCAUCGGCUUUUUGAAGUGGAGCCUAAAAAUCCUAGUAAUUACAUUGCAUUGUGUAGUAUCUAUGAUUCUGUUGGUCGAAUGGAUGAAGUUCUAAGGAUAAGAUCAAGGAUGAGAGAACUAGGGUUAGUUAAAACACCUGGCUGUAGCUGGAUUACCGUUAAAAGUAAAGUUCAUAGAUUCUACCAAGGGGACAUAUCAGACACACGAGCAAAGAUGAUGUGUGAAACAUUAGACAAGAUGAUUAUGACAGUGAUGUUACCUGAUGGUUAUGGAUAAUUGCUCUGCUACUUUGGAUGAGGAAAGCUUCAGUUGCAUGAUGCAUGAACAGA